Messenger RNA from Verruconis gallopava, 652 nucleotides. RefSeq lists its product as uncharacterized. Bases 116 to 313 code for a protein of 65 amino acids. The transcript has 5 exons. Gene Ontology annotation, biological process: mitochondrial electron transport, ubiquinol to cytochrome c. The record is from RefSeq and is a predicted model, not a curated record. NCBI's taxonomy places the organism in Eukaryota, Fungi, Ascomycota, Dothideomycetes, Venturiales, Sympoventuriaceae.
GUGUUCGAAAGUCUCCCGUCACGGACUUUCUUCUGCUUUUGCGUUGCAACGUACGUACACUACACCUUCGCGCGCAAUCAUUCAUAGGGCAUCCUACAGCCUCUCGUACUACAUAAUGGCAGGGCUCAGCUCAACCAUCUACAACACCUUUUUCCGCAGCAAUGCUGUCAUGCUGUGCACUGUAUUCACUUCUGCUUUCGCCAUUCAAAUAGCAUUUGAUGCAGGAUCGACUAAGGUGUGGGACAGCAUCAACAAAGGCCGACAAUGGAAAGAUAUCAAACAGAGAUAUAUGACACAAGAAGAGGAGGAGUAAGCCUUGCUUCCUGGUCACGAAUGCCUCUGCCAAUCCGUAAUAUAUAUUUACAUCUCAUGUAUAUUGGUGUACCAUAGCGAAGAGCUUAACAAAAGAGAAGAGCCUAGCUCGGAAUAGUGGAACAUCAAUUUUGCCUCAUUGAGCUAACUUUCGCCUUGAGCACUUUGCAACUUCCGGCACAUUACAUUUAAGCAUAUGCUACAAAUUAUGCACAGGCUCAAGAUACGUAGCCCAUUAUGUAAGUUUGGCCAUAUGUAAAAGUGAUGGAGGGCUUGUGAUGUCUUACAAAGGACUAUUUUACUACCCAUAUCGUAUACGCUGGACAAAAUACAAUCUGAU